Molecule: messenger RNA, 4833 nt
Organism: Anguilla rostrata (American eel)
Lineage: Eukaryota; Metazoa; Chordata; Actinopteri; Anguilliformes; Anguillidae
Product: junction-mediating and -regulatory protein-like
Exons: 11
Coding region: 729-3512 (927 amino acids)
Biological process (GO): intrinsic apoptotic signaling pathway by p53 class mediator; 'de novo' actin filament nucleation; positive regulation of apoptotic process
Cellular component (GO): nucleus; cytoplasm
Molecular function (GO): transcription coactivator activity; Arp2/3 complex binding
Source: RefSeq, a predicted model, not a curated record
CAAAGCUCGUCAGAUGAAAACAUUGGAAUAGAGAGAUGUGGAGAGAAAAAUAUGACCAAGAAAAAAGAAAAUUAUCCGGCGAUAUUUCAGGAGCAAGAACUAAACAAUGAUGUGACAGCGUUCGCCUGAAAAUUCGACCAACUAUAAUUUGAUCGCGAAGCACGAAGGUCCUGUUAUUUAAGUUUAUGAAGGAUUCAAGCGAGGGAGACACUGCAGUUGGAAGGGACGAAGAAAAGACAAAACAUUUGACAGCAGGGCUCUCGCAAGCUGCUCACUCUGUGUCGUGUAAACAGACCCUCACACGUGACUGUAACCGUCCGCAUUGUCUGGAGCCUAAAGGGGUUUAAUGGCAACACAAAAGGGCCUUUGCGUUUAUAUCAAGUAGCCAGCUAAAUAGUUUGGUUGUUAAGGCGAAGCAAGUGGGUAAGAUAUGGCAACUGCGAUGCCAAUUUAGAAUAUUCGUUCUGAGUUGUUAGGAGAAGGGCAAAGAUGGCUGUUUUGUGGAUAUUUUGUGAUACUGGCAUGAUUACCCAACUGGUUAGCAGCUAUUUUACUUAAUCGGGGUUGUUCACAAUUGUAAAAAGCUGUAGCACCAGUUAGUUCGUCAGUUCCAGGCAACGUCAAGUUAGCAAGCUAGCUAACUAAACCAUUCUGUAUUCGAUUUCGCUGUCGGAACAACGGGAAGACUAACAUAGUUUACAAGCUUGCCAGUUUGCCGAUGUGAAAAGAUGUCCUUCACAAUGGAAGACAAUUUGGAGUCGGGAUGGGUUGCCGUUAGACCAAAUGUUUUUGAGGAAAAGGAAAAGCACAAAUUCGUUUUUAUCGUGGCUUGGAAUGAGAUAGAAGGGAAGUUUGCGAUCACAUGUCACAAUAGAACCGUGCAGAGAAGGAGUAUUGCCAAGGAUCCAGGAGCCGAGGGAACGUUAGUCUCAGUGGCCGGGGCAACCGAGUACAGAAGUUCAAAAAGUCCCGUAAAAGAAAAGGAUGAUGGUGGCAGUCAAAACAGAACCAAAGGUCGACAAAGCGAUACAAAUAGUCACACGCGAGGAGCAGCAACGGGGGUCUCCAGCCCCGUUAAAAGUGGCAGUAAGGUUGUGGGGCCAAGGGGCAAAAGCCCCACCGCAGUGCUGGACAUUGAGAUUCUGGAUCCCACUGGUGAGCAUCACACCGCAGAACUUGGCGAAGUGGCGGAUUCUGAAGACUUUGAGCACAAUGUCCGAGAGGACUGUAGCUGGGCUGGACUAUUCUCCUUCCAGGACUUGAGGGCUGUUCAUCUUCAGCUGUGCUCUGUCAAUUCGGACCUGGAACCAUGCUUGCCUCCUCUCCCGGAGGAACCCUCAGGGAUGUGGACGGUGUUGUUUGGACCUCCGGAAGUCACUCGAUCGGAGAUGGAUACACUUUGCUACCAGCUACAGGUCUACCUAGGUCAUUCACUGGACACUUGCGGAUGGAAGAUUCUUUCCCAAGUGCUGUUCACCGAAAGCGACGACCCGGAGGAGUAUUACGAAAGUUUGAGCGAGCUACGACAAAAGGGAUACGAGGACGCGCUCCACAGAGCCAAGAAGCGCCUGCAAGAGCUCCUGGAGAAGCACAAGGCGGUGGACAGCAUGGUGGAGCUGCUGGAGCUGUACCAGGAGGAGGACGAGGCCUACGGGGAUCUGGCUGAGGCCACCACGCAGCUCUACCAGUACCUGCUGCAGCCCUUCCGCGACAUGAGGGAGCUGGCCAUGCUGCGCCGCCAGCAGAUCAAGAUCUCCAUGGAGACGGACUACCUGGGCCCGCGUCGGGUGGAGGCUCUGAGGAAGGAGGACGCCGAUUGGCAGAGGAAGGCUCACGAGGCCGUGCUCUGCAUCCAGGACUUCACCGUCAAGUACUUCGAGACCACCGCCCGGGCGCAGAAAGCCGCGUACGAGCGCAUGCGCGCCGACCAGAAGAGGCUGGGCAAGGCGGCCUGGGCCGCGGCGGUGCCGCGCAUGGAGAAGCUGCAGCACGCCGUAUCCACGGAGACGAUGCAGCUGAUGAGGGCCAAGGAGAUCUGCCUGGAGCAGAGGAAGCACGCGCUGAGGGAGGAGAUGCAGGGCCUGCAGGGCGGGGAGGACGCCAUGUCACGGCUCCACCAGCUGGAGGCGCUGUACUACGAGCUGCAGCUGCAGCUGUACGAGAUCCAGUUCGAGAUCCUCAAGUACGAGGAGCUGCUGCUGACUGCGCAGCUGGACAGCAUCCGGAGGCAGAUGAUGGGGCAGAUGGCGUUGCCGUGGGUGACGCUUGACUUAAGUGCUUUGCUAACAGAGAGGCAGGACGAGGUGGUGUACUACGACACGUACGAGAGCCCGGACGCCAUACGGGACACGGAGGACGGCGCCCCACAGAGGGAGGAGCUGCACCGGCUGCAGCAGAGGACCCGGCAGCUGGAGGCCAGGAGGGGGCGCAUCACCGCCAAAAAGGCCUACCUCAGACACAAAAAGGAAAUCUGUAUUGCCAAUCACAAUGAGAAGAUGCAGCACCGGCAGGAUAACCAGGGGGACUACACAACCCAGGAUGCCUUGCAACAGCGGAGAGACCAGGAGGAAGAGGAGCGGAAGAACAGCGGGGUGAGCGAACGACAGAAAACACUGGACAGACUGCGCAGCUUCAAACAGCAGUACCCAGGUCAGGUGGUGCUGAAGUCCACGAGGCUCCGGAUGGCGCACGCGCGGAGGAGGAGCGGCGGCGCCUCCUCCUGGAGGAGCAGCACCCCGGAUCAGCCGCGGUCGCUGUGCGCCAGCGUGCAGACGGAGGAGAGCGCCGCCUCGCUGAUCCCGGGUCAGCCGGGGGGGUACGCUGCCUCGCACCGCCAACUCGAAAGCGCUUCGUUACCUCCAGGGGGCGCCGCCGCCGCCUCCUCCCGCGAGGCCCCUUGGGCCGCCCCCGGCCCCGCCUCCCUACCUCCGCUGAGAGAGCCGUCGGCGCUGGGCUCGCCGGCCGUAACUCCGCCCCCUCCCCCGCCCCCUCCGCUGCCCCCGCCCCCCUCCUCGUCCUCUGAGGACAUCGCCGGCGAGGGGCAGCCCGGCAGCCCCGCCCGCUCGCCCAAAAAGGGGGGGGAGGAAGGGUCAGCCACCGUGGCCCCCCCCGCCGCCCGAUUCUUCGACAGUGGCCAGCUGCAGAACGCCAGGAAGAAGCUGAGGAAGACCAGCGCCCAGGAGGCGUCCCAGCGUAGGAGACUGAGCUCCCCGAUGGACGAGGUCCUGGCGUCGCUGAAGAGGGGCUGCUUCCACCUGCGCAAGGUGGAGCAGCGCGUCCCGCGGCCCGACCCGGACGAGGACGACGCCGACAACAUCCUGGUGCAGAUCCGCAAGGGCGUGAAGCUGAAGCAGGUGCAGCGGCGCGAGCUGCGCGACCAGCUGGGCGGCCUGCGGGACUCCGCCCACCCGCUCACCCGCAGCAUCCACGAGGCGCUGCGCCGCAUCAAGGAGGCGUCGCCCGAGUCCGACUCCGAGGACGAGGGGCUGCCCUGCGCCGACUGGGAGUGCUAGCCCCCUGCCCUGUGGCUCCGCCCUUUUAAACCAGACCCCGCCGCCCCCGAGCUUGAGUUUGACUCAGAGGUCGAGGGGCUGCCCUGCGCCGACUGGGAGUGCUAGCGCCCGCUGGCCCCGCCCACUCAAACCAGACCCCGCCCUCUGAUCCCCCCUCUCUGACAAAGGCUAGCUCUCCCCCACAGAUAGAGCUCAUUGCUGUUUUUUAGUCCGUUAUUUCUCUUGUUGAUUUUGUAGUUAUUUCUAGCCGCCCGUUUGUCCUGAUAGAGCUGGAGCUAUACACUGCAGAUGAUUACAGGAGCACAGCAGGUCCCUUCUCCUCUUUCUUUGAGACGUUCUUAUGUGUGAAAUGAGUUAGUGGGGUCUCUCCCUACCCCCCCCCCCCCACACACACACACACACACACAGGGGCCCUCAGAAGGACCCGCCUCCCGCGUGACACAACCGCUUCAUUUCACUGAAUUCAAAUUCCUUUGCCAUGGGAUCAAUCAGCUGUUUUGCCACAGCUGUAGAACGACCUCUGACACUGUCAAUUCUGACACUUGUUAAUUCUUCACUGUCAAUACGACCUCUGACCAAUUUUGUUUCGGUCAUUUGAUCAGUCUCCAAGGGCCAAUGGCAUCCAUAAAGAUAGGACUCUCCUUGAAGAAUCGUAAAAAAAAAGAUUUCGAAACGAUACAAUUUAUUUGUUGUGUCACAACCACAGAAAAGCAGCAUAAAAGACAGUUUAUCAUAGUUAUGGUGCAACAGAGUACCUUAAGGCAGUUCUGAGUAUUCAUUCCUCUUAUGUACAGUAUAUGAAUGCCAGUUCUGUGAGGAAAUGGUAUUAUUGUGAAGAUGCACGUUGUAGCAGAACACUACUUUGAAGGAGCUCAAACCUAGUCUGCAGGCCUAUUUUUAAGAAAGACAUCAUGAAGGCUUGUUGUCAUCAAACGUCCCGUGCUGUUUUGUGGACACAAUCAAAAAAGGGGAUGUGUAGCGUUUAAGUACAUUUUGACACGCAAAUCAGCGCUUUGAAGGAAAGGUUCGUCUUCAUCAUGUUUUAUCGUGUUUCUCCAUCAUCGUCGUGUGGCUAUUUCUUUCAAUAAGACUUCAGGAAACUCAAAUACUUAAUAUUUUUCACCUUUCAUUUAACUGGUUAGUUAAAUGGCUAAUUUUUUGUAAUUUUUAUUUAUUUAUUUGUAGUUUUGAUAACUGAAACGCUGAUAUUAUAAUUAAGACCAAUCUUGACCAAUGGCAAACAGUUGUUACCAAUGUCCUGUUCAAAGUAAGGGCUGUCAGUUGUGAGUUUAAUUUAAAAAAAAUUAUUUUUAAAGAGAAA